This is a messenger RNA of Brassica rapa (field mustard), 1137 nucleotides long. Its product is annotated as putative zinc finger protein At1g68190. The record is from RefSeq and is a predicted model, not a curated record. Lineage: Eukaryota; Viridiplantae; Streptophyta; Magnoliopsida; Brassicales; Brassicaceae.
AUGACCAUUAUCUUUGAUUCAUUUAGUGAAGAAAUCGUAUCAAGUCAGAUAGUAUUUCAGGUGCAAAGAGAAGCUGGUUUUAUCUUGAGACAGAUUCUUGAAUUGGUGAAGCUUCAACUCAGGAAAGAUAAGAGUUUGUCGGUGACAGAGCAAGAUGGUCCUUCUCCAUUGGAGCUUCCAAAGCAAUCUGAAGAACGUUUGGUCCAUCUUUCACAGACUGGAAAAUAUCUGAUUGUUGAUUUUUCACACUUGUCUUCGUCUUCUACACUUGGUGAUUCCUAUUGGGAAUGCAAAAGGCCAUUUAACAAGAACAAUCAGCUGUGGGAUCAAAAUCUACAAGACAUUGGAGUUUGUGAAGAUACAAUUUGUGAUGACCAUGACUUCCAUAUACCUGACAUUGAUCUCACUUUCCGAAACUUUGAAGAACUUUUUGGAGCUGAUUAUGAUCUAGUUGCAGAUGAUAACAACAUCUUAUUUAAGGGAACAUUACAUCAGCCCAUUGUGAGGUAUAUAUAAGUCUAUAAAGUCUUGACUCUUGAGCUAACUAUUUUAUAUAUUCUUUUGUAACCUAAGGUCUUUUUACCUUUGAUAUGUCCAGGUGCAUACAUUUUCUUCACCAUUCAAUAACUCUAUAAUUGCACCAAAACAAGCUUUCUCAUCUUUUAGGAAGCAGCAAAAUUCAUUGCCCUCUCAAUCACUCAGAGGAAGUAAUCUCUUUUUGCUCUUUUCUCUAACAGUGCACACGUCAAAACGCCAUCUCAAGGCUCAAGGAGAAGAAGAGGGCAAGAGCGUAAGUAUCUUCAGAGACUAUCUUCCAUUAACCGUAUACAUAAGAGUAUAUAAAUCAUAAUGUUAGUUGCAUUCUCUUGGAUUCAGAGAGGAGAAACAAGCUUAAUAUGGUCUCAAAAGUAAAAGAAGAAGACGUGGUACACGUGUGUACAUAAGAGCAUCUGCAUUGAAGGUUCAAUGCAGAAGUUCACACCUUUCCCCAAAAAAAAAAAUAUUAAAAUAUUCUAUUUUUGGUGAACUCAGCUCUUGCAGGGUCAUUGGGAUGAACCUGGUUCAUCACUGUAUCGCGGGUCCCACGCCACGUGGCGGCCCGUGAUUGGUCCGCAUAAUUUUUUUUUUUUUUUUUUU